CAGGUUGGUGAGAUCUUCACUGCUGCUGGAUCAGCAUUUCAGAAGUUGGGAGAACUGGCCAUGCAGUUGCACACCAGUGCUGAUGGACCCAAUCCUGGAGGCAAGUGGACUGACAAAGAAAUCGAAAUGCUGAGGCACGCCGUGAACCGCUUUAGCCACGAUCUGAACCACAUCAGUGAAAUCAUCCGGGAGAAGACAGUAAGCCAAAUGCGAUCCAGCCUGAAAAAGAAGCAACAGCAGCAAGGUUCCCAUGUUGCUGGAUCUCUCCAGUCACCACAACAGCAGGCAGUGAUGCCAGUCCCCUUCUCGAUGGAGGAGCCGACGAGCGAAGAGGUGGUCGAUGAUGGUACGGUUCCCACAAUCAAGGGUGAGGUCACCCUCAAUGAACUGAAUGCCGUUGAGGAGGAGGUUAUCACUGACAGCAUGGACCUCCAGUUCGCCACCACGGAAGAGGUGGUCACCUCGUUCAAAGUUGGCUUCAUCUACCAGUCGUACACCUCCACGAUGGGACACCUGUUGAAGCGGCAGUGCAAGUUCGUGGUGAUGCAGCGCAUCCAGCGGGCCCAACGCAUCGCCCUCCUGUACUCCCGCAUCUGGAACGAGGCGGCGGUUCGAAAGAUGGUGCAGCGGUGGAACACUCGGCGAUGGCGGAACCGAUUCAUGCUCGGGGCGGGGUUGGUUGCCAAGUUCACCUGGAACGAGGAACGGAUUCCGUUGUCGUUCAUGGAGCCGCCGUUUCUGGAGCGUGCACAUGUCACCGUCUGGCGGAAGCCGUACCGCGGAAACAUUUAUGAAUACAAGGUUCAUGGUGGCUAUGCUGAUGUAAGCGCCAAGAGUUUCUCUGUUGCUAUGUUAGACAUGGAUUUCCGGUCGCAAUGGGACGUAUCUGCCAUCGACUUGACCACUGUUGACGAAGAUCCUGACUCCAAUGCCAUCAUUCUCUAUUCGGUGAUGAAGUAUCCCUUUCCGCUGACUCAUCGUGACUAUGUCUUCAAGCGAUCUCACUGGUUCUUUCCGGAGAAGAAGACCUUGGUCCUGGUGAACCAGUCCACAACGCAUCCAAAGUGUCCCUCGAACAAUUCAUACAUGCGUAUUGCUGCGUAUCAAUCGGUGAUGACCAUCCGGGCCUGCGGUCCCAGCUUCGAACAGCCCACCAUGGAGUUCACGCUGCAUUACUAUGACGAUCCAGGCGUUCAGCUUCCCACUGCGUUUGUCUCUUAUGUCUCCAUGUUUGGCUUCCAGUCAUAUCUGAGUGCCAUGUAUGAGGCAGCUCUGAAGGUUGAACGGGGUCAGCACAUCAGUAAGAUCAACGAUCUGCUCUACAAGGAAAAGUCGCUUGCCACUCGCUUGGAGAAUCUCACCCCAAAGAAGAAAGGUAGCGAAAGAUGA
Darwinula stevensoni is the source of this 1389-nucleotide messenger RNA. NCBI's taxonomy places the organism in Eukaryota, Metazoa, Arthropoda, Ostracoda, Podocopida, Darwinulidae. The record is from the annotation of a GenBank genome assembly.